AUGGAAAUCACAAAAGUUCACAGAGUCAUCGAGUUUUACCAAUCAGCAUGGCUCGCUGAAUAUGUUCAAUUUUGUACAUCCAAAAGACAAGCAGCUACAUCUGAUUUUGAAAAGGACUUUUAUAAACUCCUUGUCAAUUCAAUUUAUGGUAAAACCAUUGAAGAUGUACGAAAGCAUCGUACAGUCGAAAUUGCACUUCAGGAUAUUGAAGCUCAGAGGCAUCUACGCAAGGAUCAGUGUCAAAGAUUCAUGAUAUUGGAUGAAAAUAAGAUGAUAUUCUGGAUGCGAAAAUUGAGUGUCAUGAUGAAUAAACCGAUAUCAAUUGGUUUCACAGUUCUGGAGUUGGCAAAACUUAAGAUGUUCGAAAUCCAUUAUGACACUUUCAAACAGCAUUAUCGUGAUAAUAUCAAUAUGAUUUAUACUGAUACAGACUCACUGAUCUACGCAAUCAAAACGCAAGAUAUAGUGAGUGAUCUUCGAUAUUUCUCUUCAAUCAUGGACUUUUCAAAUUACCCCAAAGAACAUCCUCUAUACUCGAAUGUUAAUAAUAAAAAAAUCGGUUAUUUGAAGGACGAGCUUGCUGGUAAACAAAUUGGUGAAUUUGUAGGAAUUCGUCCAAAACUUUAUGCUGUGAAAACUGAGGAUGAAGUUAAAAAACGAGCUAAAGGAGUUCCUCGUUCAAUCCUCAAAAAUAAAAUUACUUUUGAAGAUUACUUAACCUGCCUUCAUGAUCACAGAAUCACUAGUGACACUGCCAUUACACUACAAUCAGACCAUCAUAAUAUUCAAAUGAUUCAAAGAACCAAAGUUAUGUUAUCACCUUUUGAUGAUAAAAGAUAUUGGACUGACAAAUUAACCUCAUACGCGUAUGGUCACUAUAAAAUAGACCAGUGA
Messenger RNA from Tetranychus urticae (two-spotted spider mite), 894 nucleotides. The record is from RefSeq and is a predicted model, not a curated record. NCBI's taxonomy places the organism in Eukaryota, Metazoa, Arthropoda, Arachnida, Trombidiformes, Tetranychidae.